Asterias rubens (European starfish) is the source of this 2723-nucleotide messenger RNA. Its product is annotated as STE20-related kinase adapter protein alpha-like. The record is from RefSeq and is a predicted model, not a curated record. The transcript is spliced from 12 exons. Gene Ontology annotation, biological process: protein phosphorylation. Gene Ontology annotation, molecular function: protein kinase activity; ATP binding; protein serine/threonine kinase activator activity. Lineage: Eukaryota; Metazoa; Echinodermata; Asteroidea; Forcipulatida; Asteriidae. The coding region runs from base 134 to 1390 and encodes 418 amino acids.
GUAAAUGUUUUGAUCAUCAUUGAUUCACGGUCGGACGAUUGUUGGAAACUAGUGACCGUCCGUUGAUGAAGAGUAGCCCUUCUGAGGUGAUCCUGUCGACAAGAAGUCCUUGCUCAGAUUCUGAGUCUUCUUCAUGUCAAUACUGACCUGUCACUGCCUCCGAUCAAAUCGUGUUGGAACACAACUUUGUGACAGUGGGGAGUACUCGGCUCGGAAAAGUGAAACAAAGCUAAACGUUGUUACUCCAACAUCGACAUGUGAUUUAUGCGGAAACAUCAUGGCGAACAUAGAUUACGAUCUUAACUCCAAACAUUACCAGCUGCUUAGAGCUAUAUGCCAAGCCUAUGAUGGGACAGCAACAAUAUACCUAGCAAAAUACCUGCCAGCAGAUAGUUACGUAGCUGUCAGUAGGACCAAUCUCGAUGCUGUUCACGAAGGAUUCAGUGUUUUACAGUAUGAGUUUUAUUUGAUGCGUCUGAUGCAGAAUGAGAACAUCUUGGCGUUGAACAAAACCUUCGUCACUCACAAUGAGCUGUGGGUUGUCAUGCCACUCAUGGACCUUGGUUCAGCAAGAGAUGUUCUGGACAACGCCUAUCCUGAUGGAUUACCAGAGGUUAUUAUAUCUUAUAUACUUCGAGAUACCCUGCAGGGAUUGGACUACUUACAUAGAAUGGGCUAUGUACACAGGAGUGUGAACACGAGCCACAUUCUCCUGUCCAAGUCGGGCAAUGUGAAGCUUGCUGGUCUGCGCACGGCCGUUAGUAUGCUGAUAGAAGGGAAGCUCCUGAGAGCGGUGCAUGACUUCCCUACGCAUGCUGUAAAGUUACUCCCAUGGCUCGCACCGGAGGUCUUGGAACAGAAUCUCCUCGGCUACGACACCAAAUCUGAUAUUUACAGUAUAGGUAUCACAGCGUGUGAGCUGGCCAAUGGAUGUGUACCGUUCUGUGAUAUGGUUCCCAUGAAGAUGCUCCUGGAGAAGAUAAAUGGCACCACACCCAAGCUCCUCGACAGCUCUACCUUAGUGAGCGACGAACAGGGAGGUUCGGUCGUGGACAGCGGACUCGGGAGCAGUAAUGUAGCAUCUGGAAGCAAACAGGUGGAUCAGAACCCAUUCACAAGGCUCUUCUCUCCACAGUUCCAUCAUUUUAUUGAGGUUUGCCUAACGCAAGACCCUGCUAAUAGACCAAGUGCUUCAGCGUUACUCAACCAUGCAUUCUUCAAGCAAGUCAAGAAGCGAACGAGUGAGACAUUGUUUCCUUUCUUCCAGAAUCUGACGUCGUUGACAGAAAUGAAGUCUGACGAAGAUCAGGGAGCCUUAGAGGAACACGAUGGAACUCUUGUGGAGAAAUUCCAGUGUAUGGAUGUCAACGAAAAAUGGGUCUUUGACUAACAACUUCUUUGUUUAUUCUUCAUCUCGAAAUAUUAACAUUGCCAUUGGAUACAGUUAGCGGUGAAAGGGUCAGCAUGCCUUUCUGUGUGCCUUUGGUAAGCAGUGCUAUAAAAUGGAAACCCGUACAGUAAGCAUAAAGUCUGUCUUUAAGCAGCUCUAUGAAAUUGGACUGAGAAUUUGAACAAUUUGUUUUGAACAAUUAAUUGUUCUGGAAAGUAUGCGGUAACACCAUGUAAUGGCUAUCUCUAAGUGAGUUGGGGUGGUUCAUACCGUUGGUUUCAACUCCAAAGCCAUUUGUUAGUGAGACUUUAUUAAUGUCUGGUACAAUGGCUUGCUUAAUAGUCACAAUGUACUGCUGAAGUUUGAAUUCCUCAGACUACAGAGACAGUCGCUAUGAUUAUCCCCAAUGGUUCAAUGCAAGCUUUUGUAUAGAAAUCUUCAGAUGAGUAAACCCUGGAAUCAUUGUACCAUGCACAUUCAUUCAUUCAGAAUUAUGUAUGGAUGUUGGCAAUAUAUUCAUGUACAUAGUGUGACUACGCAAAAGCUUUCCCCAAACCAUGAGACAUAGCAACUGUCUCUAUAGUCUGAGGAAUUCAAAUUGAAGCGAUAACGCAGGACUAAGCUAUCCUUGUUCCAGACAAGUUUCAAAUCUAACUUGGCUUAUUAAGAGCACUUUGUCGUAGAGCUACAUAUACAUGCACCGGUAUAUAGUAUACAUAGUAAGUUUUGUUGGGAAGAUGCAAGUAUGACUCUCCCCAAAGUUUUGAUUUAGAUUGUAAAAUAUUUACAACUAUAAACACCUAUAUUGAGUGCAAUUCGUAUAUCAUGCCUGAGAUGGAACAUGGAAGGUGUACAUGUAUAUAUUCCUGAGUGCGAGGGCAAAAACUUACUGAGCGCAGAAAUCUCCUGCUGAGCAAAAACAGGUAACCAGCCAAAAUACAGUACAUUUAUCAUUGCUGUGACUGGUACAGCAAAGGAAUUUGCCAAGCAUAGUUUUCUUCUAUACAGUUUUAUGACAUUUUUUCCUGGUUAGGCCAUUACAUUUUUCUAGAAUCAGAGAGAAAGGACAGAGCCUCUAUGCUAGAAUGAAGCACAUUAAUUGUGUAUAAUUUACUUGCGGAAUAAUUACCAAAAGUAUUCACUGCUUUAAUGUGAAGAAUGUACUGUGCUCGGUUUUAAAGGAAGCUGAAAUAUGUCCUUUCUUUUGUGGUGUCACCUUUUACAUAUUCAAAAGUACUUUUGUCAAAGGUGUCCACAAUUUGGAAAACCUAGACAUGAAGUGAACCCAAGAAAAAUUGAAACUCAAGAGACUGAAAGAAUAUGUUAGCUACUU